Messenger RNA from Paraphaeosphaeria sporulosa, 1870 nucleotides. RefSeq names its product MFS general substrate transporter. The record is from RefSeq and is a predicted model, not a curated record. The transcript has 4 exons. The coding region runs from base 233 to 1870 and encodes 545 amino acids. Gene Ontology annotation, biological process: transmembrane transport. Gene Ontology annotation, molecular function: transmembrane transporter activity. Lineage: Eukaryota; Fungi; Ascomycota; Dothideomycetes; Pleosporales; Didymosphaeriaceae. Gene Ontology annotation, cellular component: membrane.
CAAUUACCGCGUCGCAACAGAUGUACCUUUUCCGAUCCCGCUUACCAACCGCUAGUUUCCCUCCCGUCCUGCCGUCUCCGCGGCGCGGCGAUCUCCUGCCCCACACAAUGAACAUCACAAAUGCAGCUAGACCCCACGUCUACCCCCAGGUCAAAAUGCGCGCUCCGCCGCCCCGGAUAUCGACCGCUGUGCGCUCUUGGCUGCGAUCCAGGUUGGUGGUAUCCGCACUGCAAUGGCAUCCCACGAUGGAUACGCCAUUGAUCCAAAGAAAAACCAUCCGUCGGCGAUAGAUCAUGUCGCGGAGAUUGUAGAGGCACAGCAGCCGUCCAGCGCGCUGGACGAAAAAGAUGCGGAGAUCGUUAAGGAGGCGCAGGACCAGGAAGUGAAGCAGGAGCUGCCGUUCUCAAAGGCGAGGGCGAUUGCGCUUGUUAUUACGGUAACAGCUGCUUCGUUUCUGAAUACUUUGGGCGUGCAGAGCUCGGUUAUCAUUCUGCCGACCAUCGGCAAAGCGCUCAACAUCCCGGAUUCGCGACAGCAGUGGAUUGUAUCGGCGUAUAGUCUGACGUUUAGUUGUUUUCUGUUGCUCUGGGGCCGCCUCGCAGAUGUCUACGGCAAGAAGAUUAUCUUCGUAUGGGGCUCCAUAUGGGUGACGCUGACGUCUCUCCUCGUCCCUGUCAUUCCCAACGAAAUCGGCUUCGACAUCUUCCGCGGGUUGCAGGGCCUCGGCGCCGCUGCUAUGGUUCCCACUGCAAUCGGCAUCCUGGGGACGACCUUCCCGCCUGGGAAGGCGAAGAACUACGCCUUCUCAUGCUACGGGGGCGGCGCGCCGCUCGGUGGUGUCUUUGGAAACAUCUUUGGCGGCGUGCUGGGCCAGUAUCUGGAGUGGAAAUGGGUGUUUUGGAUCUUUGGGAUCCUCACUGCUAUUGUUACUGUGGCUGCUAUCUUCGUCAUCCCGCCGCCGCCUGUGAAGCGCGAGCCCCAGCUCUCCAAGAUGGUAGACUGGAUCGGCGGCACCAUCGUCACCAUCGGGCUGAUCAUCCUGCUCUUCGCGCUGUCCGAAGGUAACGUAGUAGGCUGGUCCACGCCGUGGGUGGGCACGCUCAUCGGAGUAUCCAUCCUCCUACUCGUCGCGUUCGGCUUCUGGCAGCACUAUCUCGAGACGAAGACGGACCGCAGACCGCUGAUGAAGAUCUCCAUCUUCAAGAACACGCGGUUCGCUGCGGCGAACAUGAUUAUGCUGAUGUUCUUCACGUCGUUCAAUAACUUCCUUAUCUACGCGACGUACUGGUUCCAGGACUACCAGGGCUUGUCCAUCAUCCAGACGACGCUGCGCUUCGUGCCCAUGGGUGUGACUGGCGUACUCGUAGCAAUCGUAACAUCCCAACUCCUCUCCCGCCUCCCAGGCUCCCUAAUCCUCUCCUUCGGCACCAUAUGCAUCUCCCUCGCCUCGCUCCUCUUCGCGCUGCCCCUCCCCACCACAACAACCUAUUGGGCCUACGGGUUCCCCGCGAUGAUCCUUUCCGUCUUCGGCGCAGACACACUCUUCCCGACUCUGACCCUCUUCGUCGCAAAGUCGCUCCCCGCGGAGGACCAAGCGCUCGGCGGCGGGUUGGUGAAUAUGGUGGGGCAGUUUGGGAGAGCGUUUGGGCUCGCGAUUGCGACGGCGUUGCAGACGGGUGUUAUGGCGAAGGAGCGCGGUGUGGAUGUGGAUCAAAUUGGGAGAGGUGAGGUUGGCGGUGGGAAGGGGGAUGCGGCGUUGAAGACGGGAAUAAGGAGUGUGGCGUGGUUUGAUUUUGGGAUGGGGUUGUGUGCGUUGGGGAUUGUGGUUGUAGUGUUUAGGGGGGCGGGAAGGGUGGGGGGAAAGCAUUGA